Messenger RNA from Canariomyces notabilis, 449 nucleotides. RefSeq lists its product as uncharacterized. Bases 129 to 449 code for a protein of 106 amino acids. The transcript has 3 exons. Lineage: Eukaryota; Fungi; Ascomycota; Sordariomycetes; Sordariales; Chaetomiaceae. The record is from RefSeq and is a predicted model, not a curated record.
CACCUCUAGUCUGCUUGAUUCAUACAUCUCUGCUUCGGGACCUCUGCAGUCUUUAGGUUGAAUCUCGACACGGAUAGCACAGAACUCAUCCCGUCCGUCCCUUCACUCGGUCAACAUCACCGCACAUAAUGCCUCUCCACUUCCUGGCGUUGCUCCAUCCCAAACCCGACAAGGUUGCCCGUGUCGAAGAGAUUGCACAGUCAGUCUGCGAAUAUGUCCACGAAAACGAGCCAGGGGUCCUGAAAUACCAGUGGUUUCGAACUGGAUACCCCGAGAAGCCGAUGAUUGUCGUCUUGGAGACAUACCUUGACCAGGCUGCAGUGGAUACGCACAAGGCGAGCUCAAAAUUGGCCUGGCUCGUUGAGGUUUCUCAAAAGGAGGACAAUAUGACGGCUCCUAUUGAGCUACUCCCGCUCGAAGAGUUUGCGGGGUGGGAAAGUCGGUCUUGA